This is a messenger RNA of Solenopsis invicta (red fire ant), 3021 nucleotides long. Its product is annotated as transmembrane and ubiquitin-like domain-containing protein 1. The transcript has 4 exons. Bases 348 to 1412 code for a protein of 354 amino acids. The record is from RefSeq and is a predicted model, not a curated record. Gene Ontology annotation, molecular function: protein binding. NCBI's taxonomy places the organism in Eukaryota, Metazoa, Arthropoda, Insecta, Hymenoptera, Formicidae.
AGAACCCAGAUGUUUGUAAGCGUUUCGCUGCUCGCAAUCGCUCGUUAUUGCGUUCCGCGUUACACGUUGACGGAACCGAAAGAAUUAUGCGUGUGACGAGGAGGCUGUAUGCUUGUCGUAGGUGAAAAGCAGGAAGGUAUAGCGCUACGGAGUUCAGCGACGACGUUCCCCGGAUUCCCCAGGAUCGUCGAAUUGUGCCAUGAGACAUCGCUCCUCGGUGCUGAGGAAGGAGAGCAGCGUUUACCUCGCACUCCCGUGUUGACGAGUUUCCCUUCGGACAAGAUAACCUCGUGAAGGAGGACGGUUUCUUGCUUCGCAACCUUGUGAUUCUUAUAUCCUCGAGUAAGAUGUCGCUGAUCGAAGGAGUGGGCGACGAAGUCACAGAUUUUUUCAUCAUUAUGACCAUACUGUUGGUGGGAUGGUUUGCUUGGUGCUCGACAAGUAUAACAGAUCAGCCACUGAUACGUACAGUACUUAUACUGCGCGACCGAGCGCCAGCGCGUAUCACGUCGAUAAGAGCUAAUCAGCAAAGCGCAAGUAAUCUUACUGUCCAAGAUGUUGAUCGGCCACCCAGUUCAGAGACACCAGAAGAAGAAACACCACCGGAGACAUCAAAUAAUAGCGAUGAUGUUCAAUCCAGCUGUCCAAAUACAGCUACCAUAGAUACGAACGAAUCAUCUCAAGAAAUCUCGAGACCAACAGAAUCUACGACAACAGAAGAAGUACUUAUCGAAGCUAUGGAUUCGUUCAGCAAUACUGAUCAAUCGCUGUCAGAAAAAACUGUUAAAGCAAAUAAUUCUGACUCGUCGUUGGACCAAACUACUAGUAGCUCGUCAGAACCUGCAUUAGAAGAGUCAACUGUAAACAAUAGCAGCAAUGACAUUACUAUAAAGCUGAAGUUCAUAAAUGAUGAUCAGAAAAUAGUUACAGGAAGUCUUAAAGAAACGUUGGGUGAUUUUAAAAGGAGACACUUCCAAAUGGAAAUGGAAGCACGUAAAGCGGUGCGGUUAGUAUUCAAUGGUCGCGUGUUGCAGCCCGACACUCAGACCCUUGAACAGUGCGGUUUGUUCAACGAUUGCGUGGUCCACUGUUGGGUGCAGCAACGGCGCCCAACCGCCGUUAUGUCGUCCACGCUGGACAACUCGUCAUCUAUUUAUUUCAAUUCACAACCGUUCCCAGAUCUGCCCACCGGCACGGGGAUAAGUUCGAUACACAACGAGUGGGAUUUGAGUCGAAUUCUAGUAAGCAUUCUGACGCUCAUCCUAGGUCUCGCGUGGUAUUCACGAUAUCAUUACGCUCAACUCUUCACUGCGACGACCACAAUCGCGCUCUACACACUGACCGCGAUUUUCGCUGUAUCUCUAUUUAGUAACUUUUUUCCGGAUCAAGAUAACAUUCGGAACGUGGAAUGAUAUGACAACAACGACGACGGCGACGAUUACUAAGACUAUUAAGACUUUACUAAGUUAUAAUUUGAAUAAAAGCACUUUAAAUAUAACUCGGUACAAUAUAGAUUUUACUGUAUCAUGUAUACUACAGAUUUAACGGAAUCAAUCAAACGGUAAUCUUCGUCGUCGAACAUCCACUUUUAAUGUAACACUCUCGAGGUCGGGCUUAUCGUUGGUAAUAACGAGUUCACUGAACUUUGUAAUUUUCUUAAUUUCGAAGAUAAAAAACACUAAUUAUGGGAUAAUGUGAUGCAUACAUUUCUAUUUGUAUAUAUAUUUUUCUCGAAUUAUAAUUAAACUCGUUACAGAGAGCGUAUUAAGUCAUUGUAUAAAUUCUAGUGAGAGAUUUCUUGCAGAAAAUUUGAAGAGAACUUUAUAAUGACGACAGCUGAUCUGUCUGUCUUUUGAACAUAUUGUAUCAUACGUAUAUUUUAAACUGAAAUGUAUAAUGCAUAUGUUAUAGAUAAUAUAUCUAAAGUAUACAGAAUGUCCCCCGUUGAAUUUAAAAUAAUCUAAUGAGUUAAAGCAAUCACGCUCGAAUGCUAUAUUGAGGAUGUAAUAUCUUCUAAAUAGUAAAUGAUUAAAAGUUGAUUGGUUGACUCCUAAAUAGUAAAAAGUGAAAAGUUGAUAAUAGUAAAAGGUUGACAACCUCUCAUUUUGCUCUGAAGAAUGUAACAAUGACCCGGUUAGCCGUUUGACAUCGUUGCUACAUUCCUCAGAAAUAGUAACUCAUGAAUUCUAAAAACGUAUAACUUAAACAUUUAUUAUUUAAAAACUAUUGCGUUAUUCGUUCAAGCGUAAUGAUCUUUAUCUCGUCCACUGCUCCUCAUUAAAUUCUUUUAAACUUGAUGGAAGAUUCUGCAUUUACAUUACAAGGUAAUUGGGAAAUAUUCUGUACAAUAAAACAAGUUUGUGUGAAAGUACAAUUUUCUUUGCAAGAUGUAUGUAAUUCUGUAAAGUUAACUUUCGGUGAGGAAAUGAAAAACAAUAGAUUAAUAGUUUAUUUCUCCCAUUUCUCUGAUUUUUUAAUGCAUUAUAUUGUUGGUGCUGUGUGCCUCGUAAACGUUUUGAUUCGUCGAAUUUAAUAAAAUUAUUUUAUGUGCGUUUUUAACACGUUGGCUAUCACGUUAUUUAUAUACGAAUAUUGGUGGAAAAUUUCACGAAAAACUUCUACGAAACCAAGUAUGUUUUCUUUUGUAAUUUAUUUUUUUUUUUAUCUAAUAAAAUAUUAUUCGAUAACGAAGUUUCUUUGUCAUUAUUUAAAUGAUCAAGCUCUCAAAAAUAAGGUCAUUUGUAUAUCAACGACGCGUAUCAAUUGCGCGCAUGUGACAGUCAACGUGUUAAAUAUCAUAGAAAUGUGCGGAAUUAUGUCUAAUAAUGCGUGAAUUGCAGUUACCAUUAGUAUAAAGCGAAUUUAUUUAAAUGGAAUUUGUACUAAAAGAAACAACUACCCCCGCGAUCUCUUAUUUAAACAUCGCAAUCUGGAAACGAUGUCUACUUACGUUAUACUUAUUUGUACAUGAGAAAUAAUUGCAUAGUGUAUUAAUAAAAUCAGUCUUUAUUUAAAAAAACA